Drosophila sulfurigaster albostrigata is the source of this 844-nucleotide messenger RNA. Its product is annotated as eukaryotic translation initiation factor 4E-binding protein. Gene Ontology annotation, biological process: negative regulation of translational initiation. Gene Ontology annotation, molecular function: eukaryotic initiation factor 4E binding. The record is from RefSeq and is a predicted model, not a curated record. NCBI's taxonomy places the organism in Eukaryota, Metazoa, Arthropoda, Insecta, Diptera, Drosophilidae. The transcript is spliced from 2 exons. Gene Ontology annotation, cellular component: cytoplasm. Bases 171 to 533 code for a protein of 120 amino acids.
UGUCAAUUGGACUCGCUAAGCGAAACCGAGAACGUGGUGAACAACACAAAAAAACAAAACAGCUGAUAAGCCAACAACGCAAUUUAACUCGCGCAAUCCAAACAAAAAUCGUUCGAUUUACAAGUGCAAUAUUUUUACAAAAGUAAAGCAAACAAUUUUCAUAAACCAAAAUGUCUGCAUCACCUACUGCUCGUCAAGCCCUCAAUCAUGUGCUGCCCAUGGCCAUGACCAAGACCAAGAAGAUUGUUAUUACGGACCCCAUUCAAAUGCCCGAAGUCUACUCAUCGACUCCCGGUGGCACUCUCUACUCCACGACACCUGGCGGCACUAAACUUAUCUAUGAGCGCACUUUCAUGAAGAAUCUGCGUGGUUCACCCUUGAGCCAAACGCCACCCAACAAUAUCCCCAGCUGCCUGCUGCGUGGCACACCACGAACACCCUUCAGGAAGUGUGUUCCUAUGCCCACGGAAUUGGUGAAGAAGACGCAAUCGCUAAAGAUUGAGGAACAGGAACAGUUCCAGCUUGAACUGUAACCGAGAUAGCGAAAAGCAUUUCCCAAUUCCAAGCAGCAAACUGCCAAAACUCAUUUGCCAUACUGCAACAUCACGUUAUUUAUCAGACACCAUCAACCUAGUUGUAUUAUUAGUGAUAAUUCUCAAUCCCUCACAUUUUACCAAUUUAUCACUAAAUUACUCAUUUAACUAUUAAGUUUGUAGUUCUUCCCGUCGAUAGAGGCGAUUGUUUUAGUUUUUAGUCAUAUUGACUGGAUGUGUUCUUUGUAUUUUAUAUUAUACUAUUAUAGUUCUUAAGAAAAACUCAAAUAAACAAUACUACUUAAAUUAAA